AUGUGUUAUUGCAGUUGUGAAGGUCGAAGUGAAAAAUGUACAGAAAUUUUAGCUCUAGAAUACUGUAUUAUAUAUACAAGAUUAUAUAUACAGGAAAUAUUACUAUUAUUUAAUUCAAUUAUUAUCUUAUUAUUCUUUUACAUGAUUUUUGAAGAAAUAAAAAAUAGGAAACUGAUUACCAUAAAAUUUAUUUCUCGUGUGUCUAUUUAUAAAAAAGACUUUUACUUGCGAAUUUAG
This is a messenger RNA of Blepharisma stoltei, 237 nucleotides long. Lineage: Eukaryota; Ciliophora; Heterotrichea; Heterotrichida; Blepharismidae. The record is from the annotation of a GenBank genome assembly.